AUGGCUACGCCAACAUCAGCGGCCAAAGGGGACGAACGUCACGACCGCCGCGGCCCCUCUACGACACAAAGCACUAAAUCCCGGCUUUGCGCCGGUUGCAAGUAUGAAGUGUUUCCCGAGAAGCAACCCUUUACCCAGGAAGAGUUCGAACAGAUUCCCUUUUUCAGCGGUGCCGUGUAUCAAAUGUAAAAAUGUCUGGGUCUGGAAGAUUGGAACUUGUCAUGCUAACUUUGGACUCUAGCAAAAUCUGUAUUGCAUGACCAGCAAGAGGAGUCUAGUUUGUGCUACGCGGGGAGGGCGUUUGUCAUGCGGAGUAGGCAUCAGGAAGCCCUCUCAAAAUCUGUGAUGCGCGGGCGUGCAUUACAGACAUCCUGGGUCAUGCAAUACAUGCAUGACAAAUCUCAGAAUCUUCCAGACCCAGACACUUUUACAUUUGAUACCGUGGAUGGGUACACAAAUCGCUACUACUGCGCGGACUGCCUGCACAAGUCAGAAAGCACCGGCGCCACAGUGUCGUCCUCCGGUGGGAAAAAUAAGGAGAAAAAGCCGAGCAUACCGCGAGAGCAUGUCUUUUACCCAACCAUCAGCACCCCCGGUUACCUGGCGAGUAUCAUCAAGCAGAUCGGAAAACCGACGUACUACGCCGCAGAAAACAUAGAGUCGGACGUUCCUUACCUGAUACCUGCAAAAAGCAACCGGCUCAGACGGCUGGAGAGGCGGAGUCUAUCACAGUGCACAACCGGUACAGCUCAUUUCCUCGUUUGCCCUCAGCAUUUCUUGCCAUGCAAGAAAUUGACUAGUGUUGUGUGGGAGUUUGGUGUGCACCACCAGUGGCGCCGUCGCCUAAAGAGCGCUCUAAUCCCCCCGCGGAAAUUUGUCAUGCAAAAGCGGCAACUUUGGUCCAGGUGCAGCACAAUUUCAUGUGGUUGUGUAUGCCUUUGUUGAUGAGAUAAUGCUACUGAGGCACGUCGAGAGUUUGAGUUGUAUGUUGCCACGCACUGUGAUAGGUUCGGGUGGACUUCUACGAGAAAAUCGAGCACGAGUUCGGAACGUUUCUGCAGAUGGUCACAUCCGCAAAGAAAGGUCGUGGCACAGGGGCGACCUUCUAUCAUGAUGAGGAAGAUAACAAUCGCGACGACGCGGGCCGGGGGAGGACCAACGAUGAAAUACAACGAGAGCAAAACAGUAGAACGUCCGCUGCAGGAGCUUCCGAAGAACUACAACACGCGUCUCUCCUUACCAUCGACCGGGAAUUGUUAGAUAAAGACCUGAAAAACAGUGGCUCAGAUUCGGAAGACAGUCAAGACCACAGAGGACACUACGCCGGCAGAACUUUCCGCGCUCGUAGUCGCUCAAGAUCGAGGAGUGCGGGCCGCGGAGGUUCGUCUUUCUCAUCAGGUGUAGCUGCGCCGGGUGGAGGUGUUCAUCCGCGCAGCAAGCUUCGUAUGGACCAGUACGAUGGCGCUGCAGGGGGCUCGUCUGGAACACCUUCUCAUAUGCAAGUCCCCGCGUACACGCAACAAAACGACUUCAGCAACAUCAAGUGCCAUCACUGCGGGGAGUACGGGCACUACGUCCGGCAGUGUCCCAUGGGACCGCGGUGCCACCGGUGCGGCGAAAAGGGACACUUUGCCAAGGAGUGCCCGAAUCUGGCGACACCUUGGGGCAGCUCCAGUACCGAUCCAGCACGGAAGCAACUAGGCACGGACAUAAAUAACAACUCUACGUCUACGGGUGGUUCAUCCACAACUUCGCUAGCGACCGCGAACAAGCUGACCGACCUCGACCUGGACAAAUUUCGCCAAAAUCGGGCUUCCCAGCACAAUCGCCUCGUGAAGAUCCGGGACGCGGAGCGCGGUUUGCACAGCGACAUGCGGGCCUGCAAUUUGUGCGGACAACUGGGCCACAUUGCCCGAGACUGCAACGCCCGGUGGAUCAUCGGAGGUGGCGGGGGAGAUACAGGGGGAGGCCUCGCCCCGCCCGCGGGAGGGCCCGGGGAAGGCGGUCUGUGAGGAAGUCGUAUUUGUUGAUGUCUGUCAGCUGAGGACCUGGCACGAUUUGCAUUGUCAUCCGCUUUGUCCGCGCGAUUGUAUAAAAGCAAGGCUUUCUUGGUGGAAGAUCAUGGACGAAGCACCUGGAGACUCUAGGAUUGUGAAAAUGAUUGGAGCACAACUACGUGAACUUGAUCUUCUAGUACAUGUACAGCGACACUAUUCAUCCAACAGAAAGAAAAACAAAACGGAGACUUCACUGUAGGCAGGUAACUCCAGGCUCCUGAAACCUAUACACUGACCUCGACGGCUACGAGCGUGGCUUGUCACAG
Molecule: messenger RNA, 2323 nt
Organism: Amoebophrya sp. A120
Lineage: Eukaryota; Dinophyceae; Syndiniales; Amoebophryaceae
Source: the annotation of a GenBank genome assembly